This is a messenger RNA of Trichoderma asperellum CBS 433.97, 881 nucleotides long. RefSeq lists its product as uncharacterized. The record is from RefSeq and is a predicted model, not a curated record. Gene Ontology annotation, biological process: vacuolar proton-transporting V-type ATPase complex assembly. Gene Ontology annotation, cellular component: endomembrane system. Lineage: Eukaryota; Fungi; Ascomycota; Sordariomycetes; Hypocreales; Hypocreaceae.
ACGCUCUCCAGGCCAUCAUGGUGCUUUUAACAAUGACGCCGUCCAUUGUGGACGCAUUAAAGGAGGUGGAAGAGCCGCACAAAGCAGACGACCAGGGCACAGCAGACGAAUACAGCAACGAGGCAAGCCGGGAUCAGAGCAAUGACGCAGCUUCAUCAUCGACAGAGCCAGCCGUUGGCAACCCCAUUUCCCACAGCGAUAUAGUCGGCCUUUACAGGAGGCUCAGGGCUACAGAGGCUUCAGAGCCCAAAUAUAGUCUAGAGCAGCUGCUUCAAGGAUCUCACGUCUACAUCCCUCCUCCGCCACCAAAACCAGAGCCGUCUGAAGAAUACAAAGCUCUCAUGGCCCGGCUUCGCCGCGAAGAAGAUGCCCGCGCCUACGAACGCAUGGUCAAUCCACCGCCUCCCCUCGAGACAUUCCAAAACCGAUUUCCCAACGCCGCCCAUGCCUUUGCAGAGGCCAACCGACCUUCCAAAGCAGAAGACCUUGGCGACGACGAAAUUACAUACAACGAGGUGCAGCGUCAAGUAAUGCUCAUCAUCAAUUUCCUCGUCAGCAUUGUUGGAGUUGCGGCUACGUUAUGGAUUGCCGGCCGGUGGUGGAGCCUAUCGUCUCGAGUGUUCUUGACGCUUGGCGGCAGCAUAGUGGUUGCCAUCGCGGAAGUGGCUGUCUAUUCAAGCUACAUGUGGAGGAUGGGAGAGGCGAAGAGUAAACAAGGUGCUGUCAAAGAGAUCAAAGAAGUGGUCCAGUCCUGGGUUGUGGGACAGGAAGGAGAUGAUGGCGGUGACAAGAGUGUCUUGUUACGGAGCAAAGGCGAAGAGGACGAAUCAGUAAGGAGAAGGAUACCGACGGUCUCGGCAACAGAAGGCCCAGAGUCUUGA